UUCUUGCUUUACAACACACACAAAAGCCUUUUUGGCAGGUGGUUGGUUUCUGAAAACAAAAUCUGCGGCCGGCCGCUUGAGCAGAGGAUUAUUUGUUCUGCAGUUUGUGCGUGUGAUUUCAAGCGGAUUGUUGUGGGUACAUUGCGGAGGGAGCUUGGCUGCUGGGCGAAGCUCGGAGCCAACAGCAUCGCCCGCACUCCGAGUGGCCGGAGCGGCCCCGCUCCAUCACCGGCACAGGAGAAGCCCGGCCAGAGCGUCAGGGACCCCCCCGCCCCGGCGAACAGAAAAAGCCCGGGAGUAGCUAGCGCUCAGUCCCUGCAGGUCGGAGAUGCCGUGUUUUGGACGAGGCGGCGAGACAUGAGGAAACGUUGUGAAGAGGAAAAGAGCAGGAGAAGGGGGAAGGCCUCCGUGUCUGGGCCGCGCCUGCUCCCGCUCCCGCCGCCGAUGGGAUUUCUCCGAUAGGAGCUGGCAGAAGCGAGGGCGGAAAAAGAGAAGAAAAUAAACCCCGUCCGCUCCGGAGGUAGCGCCCGAAGAUGGGCCUGGGAGGAAGCGGCUGUGCCCGGGAGUUAGUGGCUGAGAUCGGCCAGUGCUCGUCUUCGGUCGGGAACCGAGAUACCUGAAGCCGGCCCGGGAGCCAGCGGAGAGAGGCGCUGCCCCGGGCGGCGUGUGUCCGACCUCCCCCGGCCCCGGCCCCGGCCUCGGCCCGGUUCCUGCUCUUUCUCUCGAUGCAGCUGUGGUAGUUUUGCUGUCAGCGCUGUUUGUGUUUCGUUCCGCCAGUGCCCGUUAGGCUCGGCUCCCGCUCCAAUGGCACUAUGCUACCAGUACCAGUUACCGGUGCUGCCCCUCGACAGGCCGGUACCCAAACACGUCCUGAGCCGCAGAGGCGCCAUCAGCUUCAGCUCCAGCUCGUCCCUGUUCGGCUGCGCUAACCCCAGAGUCCUGUCUCAGACCUUCACAAACUCCUCUAACCUUUGGAUCCCUUCAUCUGGGUGGGAAGAAUGCUUUCUGGAGAGACGAGGAGCAAUAUCCUACGAAAGCUCAGAUCAGACUGCUUUGUACAUUCGUAUGUUAGGGGAUGUACGAGUGAGGAGCCGGGCAGGAUUUCAACCUGAAAGAAGAGAUUCUCAUCCUUACAUUGAUUUUCGUCUUUUGCACUUACCACCAGAAACUGGAGAAUUGGCUUCAGCAAGGAAGAUCAGAAGGCUGCUUAGUUUUCAAAGAUAUUUUCGAUCUACUCAUUUAUUUCGCGGUAUUUCUUCUUGGAAUUCUCUCUGCAUUCUGGAUGAUAACUACAGUGGCCAAGCCAUGUGUAUGCUAGAAAAGGAUGGAAGUUGGAAUUUUGACAUCUUUCUUUUUGACAGACUAACGAAUGGAAAUAGUCUUGUUACUUUGACCUUCCAUUUGUUUAAAUACCAUGGACUUAUUGAGCAUUUCCAUCUGGAUUUGGUAAAACUGCGUCGAUUUUUAGUAAUGGUCCAGGAGGACUACCACCGUAACAACCCUUACCACAAUGCGGUACAUGCUGCUGAUGUAACUCAGGCCAUGCACUGUUACCUAAAGGAAGCUAAGCUUGCCAAGUCCGUUUCUCCAUGGGAUAUUCUGUUGGGUUUGCUGGCAGCUGCCACACAUGACAUGGAUCACCCUGGUGUUAACCAGCCUUUCCUAAUCAAAACCAAUCACUACCUAGCAAGUUUAUACAAGAAUACCUCGGUGUUAGAAAACCAUCAUUGGAGGUCAGCAGUGUGUGUCCUGCAGGAAUCUAAAUUAUUUGCACAUCUUUCAGUUGAGGAAAGCUAUCAAAUAGGAAGCCAGUUGGGUUCCCUAAUUCUAGCCACAGACAUAAGCCGCCAGAAUGAGUUUCUGUCACAACUUCGAACUCGCUUGGACAUGAGCGAUCUAUGUUUAGAUGAUGCCGGUCAUCGACAUUUCAUGCUGCAGAUAGCACUGAAAUGUGCAGAUAUCAGUAACCCAUGCCGGCCUUGGGAACUGAGUAAGCAAUGGAGUGAAAAAGUAUGCCAAGAAUUCUUCCAUCAAGGGGAUAUUGAAAGGCGGCAUAAGCUAGCUAUAAGUCAGCUAUGUGAUCGCCAUACAGAAACUGUCGCCAAUAUUCAAAUCGGUUUUAUAACUUACGUAGCAAAACCUCUUUUUGUGGAGUGGUCUCGAUUCUGCAACACAACACUGUCACAGACUAUGCUUGGACACCUUAGUUUGAAUAAUGCUAGCUGGAAGGGAUUACUACAGGAACGGACCCGGAGUGGAGAUGAUGCUGAUUCUACUUGCGAGGAAAUGGACUGAAUUAUUACCUCAGGAAAGCCAAGAAUUAUUUUAUCCCACUCACCUAGCUCAUUCCGCUGGAGCUGAACAAUGAAUUUUCAGCCUAUUAGGUUGAAUGCAAAUGGGAUAAUUCUUUAGGUGGGGGGUUGAGAUAUAUUUGCAGGCUCUGACUGUCACGGUUGCAUGUGUACCCGUGCCAACAUUAAUGUAAUUCCAUGCUUUUUUCAAAGCAUUAUAUUGCUUUUUUGCCCCUCGUUCGGCCUGAACAUAAAGCAAUACACAAAUACCUCAGUUGGCUUUUGUGAGACAUUGAGCACGUAAACUGCAGUGGUGGCCAUACUGAAGUGAUUGGAAAAAGGAGAGUGGCAGUGUCCCAGAAAGUGCCAUUUAUCAACUGUUAGUUUGAAUACUGUAAUACGGACUGAUACCUAGAAUUUCUGCACUUGGGGUUUCCUGUGGUUUUUUUUUAAAAAGGCUAAAAAUAUGAACUUAGUGAAAAUCUUCUGAUGUUGGUACAAGAAGAGUUUUUGUUCUCUUCCCGUCAUUUUGGAGUGACUGAAUGCAUGCAAAGAAGCCAGUCCUUUUCUGCCUCAGAGAUUUGUUUACAAUGCUGUAUUUUUGAUACUUUGGUUCUGGUUCUUGCCUUGAAGCAUAGUGGAAAAGGAACCACUAAUUUGGGAAAUGCUAUUUGGUAAGAAGAUAGAACAAAAUAAAUGCUGCAGCUCGUUUUUAAUCUUUGUGAUGCCAUUUAAGUUCCCAUGGAAGCCUCCCUUCUGCCAUGGUGUUCCUUUAGUGCACUGUGAAUCCAGCCUUCAUCUCUUGACCACAACCAAGCUUUACUUCAGCAAUUAUAAGAAAAGAGUGCUGCUGGUCUUUGCCUUUUUGGGGGAGAGUUGAAGAAAUAGAAAAACAGAUUAUUGGGUGAAGCCAACAUGUGGUUUUCAUGCAUGAACUGCACUUAGUGAUAGUGGCAGUAAUUUAUAUAAAGAUCAGCUCAGGAUAUUUGCCUGUGUUUCUGGAGCAAGUGAUGGUGGUAACCAAGAAUAAAUAUAUCUGAACAAAGUGCCACUUUCACCAUUCGGUUUUCUUCAAAAUGUGACAUAUGUGAAGCCAGAUUGAAGAAAAACUCUAACAUUGCUACAGAUGCCUUAAAACUAUGCACAAAGCUAAGUGACCAAAUCUGUUUGUAUUUUGAAAAGUGCGUUGUUCCUCGACCUUUUGCGAGUGAAUUGUUACUCCCCUGUGGGCCUUGUUUGAUGUGAAAAGAUGAACCCUUUGUAGGAUAAGAUUACAAAUGUUAUUUUAAACUUCAAACAUUCCAUUUUGUAUUUUACAAUGUUUUAAAUAGUUGUUGAUUAUGUACAGUAAGCAGAACUGUAUCUUAGGUUUGGCGUUUUCCAGUGAAACAAACUUGGUGCUUUUCUCUUUUUUUUAAGUUACUUGUAUUUCAGGACUGUUUAAGAGAAUUCUGUUUACAAUUUGUUGCAACAGCCAUCUUUGAGAGAUGAAGGCUUCAAUGUUAAGCUUAGGGACAUUACCAGGUUGUUGGCAGAGAUGCCAUAUUCAUAUUUUGAUAUGUGCCUGUUGCUGUUCAGAAUUUUGAAUAAAAAAAUUGACAUACCUUUUGAA
Messenger RNA from Carcharodon carcharias (great white shark), 3903 nucleotides. It is a transcript of the gene pde7a, whose product is annotated as phosphodiesterase 7A. The transcript has 14 exons. NCBI's taxonomy places the organism in Eukaryota, Metazoa, Chordata, Chondrichthyes, Lamniformes, Lamnidae. Gene Ontology annotation, molecular function: 3',5'-cyclic-AMP phosphodiesterase activity. The record is from RefSeq and is a predicted model, not a curated record. The coding region runs from base 805 to 2295 and encodes 496 amino acids.